AUGGCCGGCGGGGGCUGCCCCGGCCGCCUGGCGCCGGUGCUGCUGCUCGCCCUGCUCUGGCCGGGCCGCGCCGCGGCGGAGAACUGUGUAUGCAAAGGUAAAAGUCCCUGCUAUUGUGAUAGCACAAAAGGUAGUAAGGGUGAAAAAGGCUUUCCUGGUGUUCCAGGCCCACCUGGUCAAAGAGGCUUUCCUGGUCCAGAAGGGCCUCCAGGGCCACAGGGACCAAAGGGUUCUCCAGGACUUACAGGCUUAGUUGGACCCAAAGGUAUCCGAGGAGUCCCAGGAAUACCUGGAUUUUCAGGUCCUCCAGGCCUUCCAGGUGAACCAGGGACUGUUGGUCCUCCUGGGCUCCCAGGUGUUCCAGGAUGCAAUGGCUCAAAGGGUGACCAAGGAUUUCCAGGUCCUCCAGGUCAAAGAGGUGCUCCAGGCCUUCCAGGAGUUGCUGGUAUCAAAGGAGAGAAGGGGUACCCUGCAGAGGGAUAUAGCCAAGAGUAUGGUGCAAAAGGUGAUCCUGGAUUACCAGGAAUGCCUGGUCUCCAGGGUGCCCAGGGUGCUCAAGGAUUUCCUGGGGAGCUUGGACCACAGGGCCCUCCAGGACCUUUAGGCAUGCCAGGAAAACCAGGACCUCCUGGACCUAAGGGUCUUAUGGGACUGAAAGUAAUAGGAGCCAAAGGAAGGAAGGGUGACACUGGGUUAACUGGACCCCCUGGGCCCCCAGGAACUGUUAUUGUGACGUUAACUGGACCAGACAACAUGACGGACUUGAAAGGAGAAAAAGGAGAAAAAGGAUCAAGAGGACUCCCAGGACCAAUGGGGUUUACAGGGCCAGUUGGUGAUUCCCAAAGUGAAAAGGGUGACCGAGGAGAACCAGGAGCACAGGGGAAGCCUGGAAAAGAAGGUGCUCCAGGUCCACCUGGCUUACCGGGACAAAAGGGUGAACAGGGCAAGCCAGGACUGGCUGGAAGGCAAGGAGCUAAGGGGAUGAAAGGAAACCCUGGUCCACCUGGAGCUUGUGGUCGAACGGAGUAUUACGAUUAUGUGGUUGGUGAAAAGGGGGAUGAGGGACCCCCUGGACCUCCAGGACCAAAAGGUCAACGUGGCAUGCCUGGGCCACAGGGUCCUCCUGGAGCUGCUGGUAGACCAGGUGUGUCAAGACCUGGUAUGAGAGGCCCCCCAGGAUUCCCUGGGCCAAAAGGAACAAAAGGAGAGAGAGGACAAAUUGGCUUGUGUAUUGUAGGCCCUCCAGGACUGCCUGGUAUUACUGGCAGGCCUGGUUCUGUUGGAUUGCCAGGUCCUCCAGGAGAACCAGGUAGAGUAACAUUUGGAACUGGCCUGCCAGGACUUCCUGGAGAGCCAGGGUGUACAGGACCUCCAGGACUUCCAGGAGAUACUGGCAUGAGAGGUGAUGCUGCUGGUGUGUGUACUGAUUGUAGCUACAUUCCGGGAAUGCCUGGUAUUCCUGGUUCUGCUGGACCUCGUGGUCAGGAUGGCAUGCCUGGUAGAGAAGGAACAACAGGUCCAAAAGGUUCUCCAGGUUCUCCAGGAACACCAGGGCUUCCAGGGGCUCAAGGGCCUCCAGGUUUCAGAGGAGAUCAAGGCCGUAAAGGAUCAAAAGGUGAACCAAGAUAUGUACAUCCAGAAGGGCCAAAAGGUGAGCAAGGAGAUCCAGGAGCCAGGGGAGAAAAAGGAAGAAGAGGUUCAAGUGGAUUUCUGGGAAGACCUGGCUCUAAAGGAUCCAAAGGUUCUAAAGGUGAAGAGGGAUUGGCUGGAUCAAAAGGAGAUAGAGGACUACCUGGAUUGCCUGGUGGAAUUGGGCUUCCUGGAGAAAUGGGGCUUCCUGGACUGGCAGGUUAUGGACCACAAGGAGUUAGAGGUUUUAAAGGCUCUAAAGGAAUACCUGGGCCACCUGGAUUACCUGGAGAAGCAGGUCUGAAAGGAGAGACCAGUAGGGCAACUCCAUUACCUGCAGUGCCAGGACCUCAGGGACCACAUGGUUUACCCGGACCCCCAGGAGUGCCUGGUAGGGUUGGAGCAAGAGGUCAGCCAGGUGAUCCAGGACAUUCAGGGCCAACAGGUGACACAGGCUUUCCAGGGCUUGGGUUUCCUGGAAACCCAGGUCCAAAAGGAGAUAAAGGACUUGCAGGAGGCAGAGGGCCACCAGGUUGUGAAGGAAAGAUUGGAGAUCCGGGCCGAGCUGGAAACCUAGGACAACCAGGACAAAAGGGUGAGCCAGGCAUGAUUAUUCCUGGAGAGCCAGGCAGAAUGGGUUCACCAGGAGGUCUCGGCAGUCCUGGCUCAAAAGGUGAAGUUGGACUUCCAGGACUCCCAGGCCUACCAGGGCAUCCUGGGCAUGAUGGUGAUGAUGGCCUAAGAGGAGAUCGUGGCUCACCUGGAGCUCCUGGAGACCCGGGUUUUCCAGGGAAACCUGCUGAAUGUCUUAUUGGCCUGCCAGGUUUGCCAGGUGGCCAGGGAGCUACAGGCCCACCAGGAGGAAGAGGUUUACAAGGUUCAAAAGGAAACCUAGGUACUCCUGGUUUGAGUAUCCCAGGAACCUAUGGAAGGCCUGGGGAACCUGGAUUAAUAGGUCUUCAGGGAAAAACAGGAUUACCUGGUCCCAAGGGACAACCUGGAAGGCCAGGAAUCUCUGGUUUGCCAGGUGCAAGGGGAGAUCCAGGUGUAAUGGGACUGUUAGGAAUUCCUGGACCCCCUGGCAUGGUUGGAAGACCAGGCAACCCUGGUAUCCAAGGCUCUCCUGGCUUUCCAGGAAUAAAGGGAAGAAAAGGAUUUCUUGGAGAAAAAGGUGAAGCAGGUGAUAAAGGUUUUCCAGGACCAUCUGAGACCUUGGUUGGUAUUGGGGACAAAGGAGAACGAGGUUUAAAAGGAGUUCAAGGCCAAAUGGGUGUGAGGGGAGAAAAAGGAGACGUUGGUGUGCAAGGUCCACCAGGUGUUGAUGGGUCUGAAGGAAUGCCUGGUGUACCAGGAGCCAAGGGAUUUAUGGGUCUUCCAGGGAUUCCUGGAGGACAAGGAUUCCCAGGUGCACCUGGAGACCAAGGGGACAUGGGAAUUCCAGGUCCAAAAGGCCAGAAAGGAUCUCCAGGCUUUCCAGGACCAUCAGGUGACCCUGGUCCACCAGGCUAUGGUGGCUUUCCAGGUGACAAAGGAGAUCCUGGGUACCCAUCUGCUGGGCCUCCAGGAGAACCUGGCCCAAAGGGAGAUCCAGGUCCUCCAGGAGUUUUUGGCAGCAAAGGAGAAAAGGGCUCUGAGGGUCAACCAGGGCUUACAGGAGUACCAGGACCACAUGGGAUCAGAGGGGAAACUGGAGGUGCAGGAAUCCCAGGGCAGUGUGGACCCCCUGGAAAUCCUGGUGUUAAAGGAUGCCAGGGCCGCCCAGGACAGCAGGGAGUCCCAGGCCCUCCUGGUGCUGUUGGAGCCCCUGGAAAACCUGGGCUUGUUGGUGAAAGGGGUACUCAAGGUCAGGAUGGUAUGCCUGGUCCCCCAGGAGUAAAGGGAGAACCAGGACCACCAGGGAGAGGGAUCCCUGGUUUUCCAGGUAUUCCUGGGCGUAGAGGAAUCAAAGGGGACAUGGGACUGCCUGGUUUUCCUGGGCCUCCAGGUGUGAAAGGUCAUCAGGGAGAUCAAGGACCCAUUGGACCUCCUGGCUUAGUGGGGUUACCUGGAUUUCAGGGCUCCACAGGCAUGGCAAUCAUUGGCCAGAAAGGGAACAGAGGUAUUCCUGGCACACAUGGAAGACCAGGUGCUCCUGGUUUUCCAGGCCUUCCUGGUCUUUCCACUCUCAGCGUGAAAGGAAGCAAAGGUGUCCAAGGGGCAGAUGGAAUUCCAGGGCCAAGGGGCCCAGCUGGUGACAUUGGCCCUCCUGGUCCCAAAGGAAUAGAAGGUCGAUCAGGCUAUCCUGGUGCAAGAGGGGACCCUGGAUUUCUUGGAUUCCCAGGUGUAAAAGGAGAAAAGGGUAAUCAAGGACCCCCAGGACCACAAGGUGCAGAAGGGCCAAGGGGACCAAAGGGCCAGCAAGGCCCACCUGGAUUCCCUGGAAAAAUAUUCUCCAUCCCAGGAAGCAAGGGUCCUGCAGGACUGCCAGGAGUCCCAGGAACACCAGGUGAUCAAGGAAUUCAAGGGAUUCCUGGACUACAAGGACCCAAAGGAGUAAAAGGUCUACCAGGCCAUUUUGGUCACCCAGGACAUCCAGGAUUACCUGGUCCAAAAGGAGACAGGGGAUUUCCAGGACCAAGAGGACAACCUGGAUUGAUUGGCUUUCCAGGUCUGCAGGGGUUACCUGGAUCACCAGGUACUAUCACUGCUGGUCCAACAAGAAAAGGAUUUAUCUUUACCCGGCAUAGUCAGACAACGAAGAUUCCUUCGUGCCCACAUGGGACAUCCCAGAUCUAUGUUGGCUAUUCACUGCUUUUUGUACAAGGAAAUGAGCGAGCACAUGGACAAGAUCUUGGAACAGCUGGUAGCUGCUUGCAGAGGUUCAGCACCAUGCCAUUCUUGUUCUGCAGCCCCAAUGAUGUUUGUAGCUUUGCUUCUCGCAAUGACUACUCCUACUGGCUGUCCACUGCAGUGGUGAUGCCACCAGACAUGGCACCCAUUUCUGGCAGGGCACUCGAGCCCCAGAUAAGCAGGUGUGUUGUCUGUGAAGGAGCUGCAAUGGUAAUAGCAGUUCACAGCCAAACAACUGUAGUUCCUGCAUGUCCAGAUGGCUGGAUGUCUCUCUGGAAAGGUUUUUCUUUUGUUAUGUACACAAGUGCUGGCUCAGAAGCUUCUGGCCAAGCAUUGGCAUCUCCUGGAUCUUGUCUGGAAGAAUUUCGGGCCGUCCCAUUCAUAGAGUGCCAUGGCAGGGGGACAUGCAACUACUACACAAAUUCCUACAGUUUCUGGUUGGCAUCAUUAAAUCCAAGAAGAAUGUUCAGGAGACCUGUGCCACAAACUUUGAAAGCAGGACAACUAGAGAAUAUCAUCAGUCGUUGUCAGGUCUGCAUGAAGAGACCAAUCUAA
Molecule: messenger RNA, 5013 nt
Organism: Melospiza georgiana
Lineage: Eukaryota; Metazoa; Chordata; Aves; Passeriformes; Passerellidae
Gene: COL4A3
Product: collagen type IV alpha 3 chain
Exons: 52
Coding region: 1-5013 (1670 amino acids)
Cellular component (GO): collagen trimer; basement membrane
Molecular function (GO): extracellular matrix structural constituent
Source: RefSeq, a predicted model, not a curated record